GAACCAUCAAGCUUCAGGUCGUCCGGAGGUCCGACCUAGCAAAGGGAAGAUUUAACGGUAUGUUCGGGCUUUAACCACAGUGCUGCCUUAAGCCCACAUUUCUGUUGUAUGCGUUCGGUUCCGAGCAGAUCAUGAGCAAAGAGUACCAGAUGAGAGCGGCCAUCAACCAGAAGCUGAUAGAGAUGGGAGAGAGGGAGAGGCUAAAGGAGCUCCUCAGGGCCAAACUGGUGGAGUGUGGAUGGAAGGAUCAGCUGAAAGCUCACUGCAAAGAUGUGAUCAGAGAGAAAGGCCUGGAGCACGUCACGGUGGAGGACCUCGUCACAGAGGUGACGCCGAAAGGCCGAGCGCUCGUACCGGACAGCGUGAAGAAAGAACUCCUGCAGAGAAUCCGAGCUUUCCUGGUUCAACACGCUGCGCUGUGAGGACCACUCCUCCAGUUACUGUGAAUAAAAUCUGAACUGAUGUUUGUUCGACUUGUGACUAUUGCCUGAUGGCGAUUUUAUUUUCUGCUGUGUGUUUUGCUGCUGUUUUGGAAGAAAACCAAUAAAGUUCUGCCAUGUGUGGA
Messenger RNA from Girardinichthys multiradiatus, 565 nucleotides. RefSeq names its product transcription and mRNA export factor ENY2. Gene Ontology annotation, molecular function: chromatin binding; transcription coactivator activity. Bases 132 to 422 code for a protein of 96 amino acids. Gene Ontology annotation, biological process: poly(A)+ mRNA export from nucleus; regulation of transcription by RNA polymerase II; positive regulation of DNA-templated transcription. Gene Ontology annotation, cellular component: nuclear pore; DUBm complex; SAGA complex. The record is from RefSeq and is a predicted model, not a curated record. NCBI's taxonomy places the organism in Eukaryota, Metazoa, Chordata, Actinopteri, Cyprinodontiformes, Goodeidae. The transcript has 4 exons.